This is a messenger RNA of Necator americanus (New World hookworm), 1407 nucleotides long. RefSeq lists its product as uncharacterized. NCBI's taxonomy places the organism in Eukaryota, Metazoa, Nematoda, Chromadorea, Rhabditida, Ancylostomatidae. Gene Ontology annotation, molecular function: protein binding. The transcript is spliced from 13 exons. The record is from RefSeq and is a predicted model, not a curated record. Bases 1 to 1407 code for a protein of 468 amino acids.
AUGGCAGCAUGGUGUGCGGAGAAUCUCCGCGACCUUGAGGGAUGGAAUGCUGCUGGAUUGACAUUGUCUACUCCGUCCAACGAAUGUGCAAAGUUAUUCGAUGGAGCACUGAGACAAAUUGUCUCAUGGUCAGAUUGCGAUCUCCUUGGAGGGCUUCAUUCGACACUAGAAAAAAUGAAAGCAGCUGACCCCAAAGCAGUGCUUCCGAGAGCUUUUCGAUGCGGCUUAGAGAGCCUCGGUACUGGUACUUGCAGCAGGGUUAACGAAACCCUAAAAACAAGUUUGGAGCAGCUACAAGAUGAUGCUAGAGAAUAUGGUAACGCAAGGGAACAAAAACACGCCAGAGCCGUUCUUCUGUGGGGAGAGGGAAAAAUGAGAGCAGCUUCAGCUUUGUGGGAAGAAAUCCUUACCGAGUACCCGACAGACUUGAUGGCAAUCAAAUUCGCUCAUGAAGCCUAUUUUUUUAUGGGUGACGCCAAAGGAAAGAGGGAUUCAGUGCAGGCCGUCUUGCCGAAACACAACGGGUCCGAGCCUUGUUACAGCUAUCUCCAUGGUAUGUGGGCGUUCGGAUUAGAGGAAUGUGAACAAUACGACGAAGCAGAAAAAGCGGCGGUGAAAGCUCUGAAUUUGAAUCGGUUUGAUUGCUGGGCGACACACGCACGUGCACACUGCAUGGUUAUGCAGGGACGUAACGACGAAGGCAUCAACUUUAUGGAAAGCACUGUGAAUGACUGGAGGCCAGGAUGGAUUAUUGCCACACAUAAUUACUGGCACAAUGCACUGUUCUACAUUGAAAAGGGAGACUACGAGACGCCGCUGACAAUUUUCGAUAACGAAGUGUGCCGCCGAGCCUGCAGUGGUAAACAAUCUGUGUUGGAUACGGCCGAUGCUGCUUCAAUGCUGUGGCGGUUAGAGCUUGAAGGAGUUGAUGUUGGAAAAAGGUGGCAUGAUCUCCCUAAUAUGUCAACGCAUUUGGAGGACCACGUAACUUGCUUCAAUGAUGCGCAUCUAGGAAUCGCUCUGAUGAGGCGAGAGGAAACCGAAAACGAGAGUCGUCUUUAUGAUUCCCUGGUUGAGUUCUCAGAAAAUACCGACGUAGACAACACGAAGGUCUCUCGCGACGUUGGUAUACCAUUGUAUGAAGGAAUGAGAAACUUUGGCAGAGCACAGUACGAUGAAGCUGCCGGUAAAUUGCUGCCGAUACGACACGAGAUCUAUCGGAUUGGUGGAAGUAACGCACAGCGGGAUCUGUUCGCACAAACGCUGAUACAGGCAUGUAUACUAUCAAAAGACCCAGCGCACUUCCUGCAAACGAGUACUCUUCUUGAUGAAAGAAGUUCACUCAACAAGAAUUCACUGAUAGGCGAGCGACUUGCUGCGAAGUUCAGGAAACUUCAUCCAAUGUAA